Linum tenue is the source of this 3920-nucleotide messenger RNA. NCBI's taxonomy places the organism in Eukaryota, Viridiplantae, Streptophyta, Magnoliopsida, Malpighiales, Linaceae. The record is from the annotation of a GenBank genome assembly.
GUAAAAACCUCGCCGGAGAGAACAUGCGUAACGGGAAUGGAUUCCGGCUAGUAGAGGAAGGAGUCAUUGAAGAGACUGCGGGAGGGAGACGAAGCGUUCGAGAACUCGAGGUCUGCAGUGAUCGCCGGAACAUGAUUUGCGGAAAAGAAGAAGCGGUGGUUCCCUCGGCAUCGACGCUCUCGUCACAUAGAUCUGAAAUCCAACAUCGAGUCAUCGACGGAUCUAUUCGACUCCAAAUCUCCGUUGGGGGAGAGAAGAAGACAAUGCAUAUAUUGAGAUGGAUAGUUGGGAAUUAAGGAAGAACUUUUCCCCGACGAAUUUCGGUUGUUAGAAUGUGUCUAUUGUUUAUUUUCCGGAUGCAGAAAAAGAAAACGGCGGCGGAGGAAAUACAGGAGGAGCUGGUAAGAGGAGAAAGGACUGCAAUGUACCCCUGUAUUUUGGGUGGCCCAAGAACUCGAAAUGGUAUUCCUCCGACUUCCCUUUUCCCCAAUGCGACUGAACUAUUAUGUAUAAGGCUCUUGAGAAGUCUUGAACGAUAGGCAGUUGGAUCGCAUGCCGUGAUGUUUGAUAGUUUAUUCUUUGAUGAAUUAUGUCUGCCUUCCUGGCUAUGAUGAUUAUGACGCCAUUUGGCAGAAGUACUUGUUGCUACUGCUUGGUCCAUCAUUCUAUUGAAUUCCAUGAUGCAUAAUGACUGACUGCACUAACUUGGUUGAGUAGUAGGAACUUAUGUGACCUCAAUCAUUCAUGGAUCUUUUUGUACUUGGGAGUCAAUGGGUUCUCUGGUGUCAGGCACCAGAAUGGUAGCAUUGUAUUAACUUAGUGUGUAAUCAGUUGUGCGUUAGUACUUUACUGGCAGACGAGGUUGUAAGCCACUGAUUGUUUGUGAACAUUCUUGUAGGUGUUUCAGUUUAAGCAUAUUUGCUGGUUGGGUUCUCAAUCUUCCAUUUACUCUUUCUACACAAUAUUAGCUCGCCUUGUUGGUUAUCGAGAACCGACUGGAGGGUGCUUGCAUCUCUUUGUAGGAUGUGUGUUCUGGGUCCGAUUGCUUUCAUAUCAAGUUCAAUUUCAUUUCUCAAUGACUAUACUCCAAUCUCUCUGGACUUUGUUUUAAUGUGCUACCUUAGUGCAACUCCUAAGGUCUUCUAGUUUUCCUUGUGCACUGUACUGUGGAUAAGUAGUCUAGCCAGAGUGGGUAUGGCUUUAGUGUCAUCAAGUGUUUUGUCUUGGUUGAAGUUAUGUUAACAACAAGAUCAAUGCUUUCUGUUAAUUGCCUACAGUCAAGUUUGUUCUAUUGUUCCCUAAAGUAUUCAGAUGAUCUUAGUCCCAUCCAAGUGAUCCAUCCAUUCUCUCUAUGUCGAGCGUGCAUUUGAGACAAUGGAUUUUACGCUUCUUAUAAACUAAUCUCCACAGCUUGCGUUGGAGUAUGAGAGGAAUGCGAUGGUUGUCGCCAACCACUGACGAUGAUGAGUAUGAAUUUGCAAGAGAUAUACUUGGCAGGUUCGAGGUCCCUGAAGGGUUGAUCCCAAUUCAGAUCCUUAACAAUGGCAGCAUGUGAACAGUGGUAGAGUGCAGGUUCAGAAGUGAAGUAGGGUUUAGCUUGCCGCCGAUCGACGGCGAAAAAGGGUUGGUUUUUUUGCUGGAAAGAAGGCUUGCGAGGUUCAGCUGUUUAACACGCAGAGUGGGUGACAGACCCACGUGAUUGAUUGACCCACCACCACCUCCACCGCCAGCAGCAGCCGCGGCCCGACCACCGGCACCAUCUCCUCCUUUUGCUUUUUUCUAAGUUGGCUUCGCAUCAACGCUAACAGCCAAAAGAAGCCAACCGCAGCAGUACACAUACAUACAGGCAUAUGAGAAUGAGACCAAACCACCACCAUUGAUCUCAAGGGCAAAAAGUUGCAAAGAGUUAACUAUCAUUAACCCAUUUGACAAAAGCAUACAUACCGCUUUCCUUUAUCCCCCCCUGUCGUGGUUUGCUCCACUAGCCAUCCCCAUUUUCUAGCAAGCUACUCCUCUCCUACCUAGCCUUCCAUCUACAUGCUAGUGCUUCUCUCUCUCUCUCUUAAUUUGAUUCCAAUGGUGAUGACUCAGACUCACCCAAAGCCCAAAAUCUUCUUCCCUCUAUCUUUCCCUUCAUUCGGUUGGCCACUACCAUUUCCUUUUUAUGCCUUUCUCCACUCUACCACCCAAUAUGCUGCUAGUGGUUCUAUUCUCUCCCCUCCCCUGCCCUCUCGCCUUUUCCUCCUUCAAACUUGGCCUCCUGAUGGGUUGCAAAACUGUUAGGAGCUAAAACAGAGCUCAAAACACAAGCAGGCCAAGUUAAAGCGCCAUGGAUGAGACUGGAGAGAGGCGAUCCAUGGACAAAGAGCAGGAAGAAUCGCCGAGAAGGCCGCACCCUGCCGCCGGCGGCGGAGGAGGAGACAGGAUGAAAAGAGACGAGUGGAGCGAAGGUGCGGUGUCGAGCUUGCUGGAGGCGUACGAGAGCAAGUGGGUGCUCCGCAACCGAGCCAAGCUGAAGGGCCAGGACUGGGAAGACGUGGCCAGGUUCGUGUCCUCCCGAGCCAACUCCACCAAGUCCCCCAAGACCCAGACCCAAUGCAAGAACAAGAUCGAGUCCAUGAAGAAGCGCUACCGAUCCGAAUCCUCCGCCGCGGCAACCGACGCCUCUUCCUCCUCCUCCUGGCCGCUCUACCACCGCCUCCAUCACCUGUUGCGCGGCGCCGGUGCUUCUGGUGCGGCUGCUCCACCACCUGCGAUGCUGCCGUCGCCACGACAGCAGCGCCAUCCUCCUCCACUGCUGCUGAUGGGGCCGUCGCCUGCACUGUUACCGGCCGUACAAGUAGUACAACCGCAACCGGCGCCUCCUCCUCCGCCACCACCACAGCCAUCACUUGCGAUUCCUUCGCUGCAGAUGGUUCCUCCUCCACCGGCGACGAUCGGGGCCGCGGCUCAGAACUCGCACGGGCCCACUGGUGUGGACGGAGUAGGUGGAAAGGAGGAAGAUCGUCAUGGAGCGCCGGACCGCGGCAAAUACUCGGCGGGUCAUGCUUCAGAGAGGAACACGGACAUGAGCGCGGCGGCGGCGGAGGAGGAGGACUCAGACAGCAGCACUCCGGCGCUGGUGCACAGUGAUGAUGAGAAGCAGCAGAAGAAGAAUAACAAGUUCGGGAAGCGGGUGAAGAUGAAGAGGAAGUCGUCAGCCGGUGGCGGCGGAGCAAGGAGGACGACGAGAUCGGAGUGGGGGAUGGCGGAGAGCAUAAGGUGGCUGGCGGAGGUGGUGGUGAGGUCGGAGCAGGCGAGGAUGGAUACGGCGAGGGAGAUCGAGAAGAUGAGGAUGGAAGCGGAGGCGAAGAGAGGAGAGAUGGAUUUGAAGAGAACUGAGAUUGUGGCCAAUACCCAGUUGGAGAUUGCCAAGCUCUUCGCUGCUGCGGGGCUCGCCAAAGGCGGGCCCGUCGUCGAUUCUUCCUUGAGGAUUGGCCGCAAGAAUUGAUCACUUCAGCAUACUUGAAGCGGAUGACUAUGGUUUAUGUUAUUGAAGUCUUGACAAAAAAACAAAAAACUUAGGGGAUAAUUCUUAUAAGCACGGGUGACAAAAGGGGAGAAAUAUUGGGUAUUUAUUAAUAAUUAUAAUGAGAAAAGGGGAGAGGCAUCAUUAAUUAGGGCAAGAAUGGUGGAUUAGGUUUAGGUAGGUGAAACUAAGGAAUAACACGUCAUGAUGAUCCGUCUCUCAAUUAAGCUUACAUGAUCCCUAUUGUCCAUGUGUUUUGUAAUGUUGAAUGGUUGAUUCUAUCUUUCCCCAUGCUAUUGACGGAUUACUGCUAGAUUUUUUUUUUUUUAUUAAGAGGAGGCAAGAAUCAGCCUAAAGGAUUUACAGGGAAGGUCAAGAUGGCCACUCCUAUCACAUCCUCCCUGAUUAAACG